CCCUCGUGAGCAGAUUCGAGGCUGAGCUUCAGAAGGAAAAGAGGACACGAGGCUACCUGUUUCUGCCCGGAGAAUGGACUUUGGGAUGCCCCUGCCAGCCCCCUCGGCCCCACCCAGCUGCCCUUUACUCUGCCACCGCCGGCUCCCCAGGGGCCCGGGUCAGCCUGGGCCGUGCCACUUCCUGCGCCCGGCAGCCACGGCCCGGAGACCAUGGAGGCCUGGAGGCAGCUGGGGCAGGCCGGCCUGCUGCCCCCGAGGCUGGGCCCACCCCCCCGGGCCCUGCGGGGAGUCCCCCCCACCGGGAGGCCUGGCCAGGCCCUGGCGUCCCCAGGGACAGACACCAGAGGUGCCGGGGAGUGUCUGCUGUGGAUCUGGGGGGAGCUGGGGAAUCUCCGACGCCUGGAUGUCCAGCUGCUGGGCCAGCUGUGCGGCCUGGGGCUGGAGAUGGGGGCGCUGCGGGAGGAGCUGGCCGCCCUCCUGGAGGAGGAGGAGAGCAGCGAGGAAGAGGAGGGCGGAGAGCCCCGGGGGAGGCGGGAGGGAGGAGACCUGCGGGCCUCCUGCCCAGCCCCACUCCCACGGCUCCCCGACUUUGAGAUGACCAUCUGAGGCCCUGCAAGAAUGAGAUGCAAAUUUAUGCAAAGAAGAGGAGAGAUUUGCAGGUCACAUGUCGCAUCAGAUUUGGAAUCCACGUGUGUUCCUGGAUAAGGGGCUUUCUCUGAAGGUGUCCGGGAUGGCCCGGGAGCCACGGGCAAGGUUGCCGAUGACACGUGUGUUUCCCUGGCACCCUGGAUGUCCCUUGGCUUGUAGCUGCCUGCCUUCAGUCUCCACCUCCGCUGUCAUCUCGGCCUCUCCCUGGCGUCUCCGUGUCCAAAUCGCCGUCUCCUUUCUCUUAUAAGAACACCAGUCGUUGGAUUUAGGGCCCACCCGAAUCCCAUAUGACCGCAUUUUAACUUGAUUACAUCUGUAAAGACCCCAUUUCCACAUAAGGUCGCAUUCAGAGUUACCGGGGGUCAGGACUUCAGCAUAGCCUUUUGGGGAUACAUUUCAACCCUCAACACAGCCCCAGUGUCCAUCAACAAAAUAUCAUCUAUCCACUGAAUGGAAUAUUAUUCAGCUGUAAAAAGGAAUGAAGUCCUGCUACCUGCCCCAACAUGGGCAAACCUCAAAAAUGCUAUGCUAGGGGAAAUAGGCCAGAAACAGAAGGACACGUGUAGACUGAUUCCAUUUGUAUGCAAUAUCCAAGUAGAGAGACUCCUAAAGACGGAAAGCAGAUUGCUGCUGACAGGGCCUGCGGGGAGGGGAGAACGGGGAGUACAGGGUCUCCUUUGCAGGUGAUAAAAAUGUUUUGGCACCAGAUAGGGGUGUCGGUUGCACAAUACUUGGAAUAAACUAAAUGUGUAUAAUGCCACUUUAAAAUGAUUACUUUUAUGUUAUAUGAAUUUUA
This is a messenger RNA of Choloepus didactylus (southern two-toed sloth), 1444 nucleotides long. RefSeq names its product glutamate rich 4 (gene ERICH4). The record is from RefSeq and is a predicted model, not a curated record. NCBI's taxonomy places the organism in Eukaryota, Metazoa, Chordata, Mammalia, Pilosa, Megalonychidae. Bases 211 to 606 code for a protein of 131 amino acids. The transcript is spliced from 2 exons.